Messenger RNA from Sphaeramia orbicularis (orbiculate cardinalfish), 2006 nucleotides. RefSeq names its product 1-phosphatidylinositol 4,5-bisphosphate phosphodiesterase gamma-2-like. NCBI's taxonomy places the organism in Eukaryota, Metazoa, Chordata, Actinopteri, Kurtiformes, Apogonidae. Gene Ontology annotation, molecular function: phosphatidylinositol-4,5-bisphosphate phospholipase C activity. Gene Ontology annotation, biological process: release of sequestered calcium ion into cytosol; phosphatidylinositol-mediated signaling; positive regulation of epithelial cell migration. Bases 1 to 1698 code for a protein of 565 amino acids. The transcript is spliced from 17 exons. Gene Ontology annotation, cellular component: ruffle membrane. The record is from RefSeq and is a predicted model, not a curated record.
AUGGUGCUGAGGAGGACAGGGGGCACGGAAGUGGGAGCAGUGACAGAUCAACUGGACUUUGAACAGUUUCAUAGGUUUUAUAAUCUGAUCAUGUUCGAACAGAGAAAGAUCCUGGAUGAAUUCAAAAAGGAACCCUGUUUGUUCAUCCACAGUAAAACCGAUAAACCUGAUGCUCUGGCGGUUCUGCUCCAUGACUUCCAGCGAUUUCUGAUCGACCAACAAAAGGAACCGUGGGCCAGUGAUCUGAACCGGGUCAGAGCCUUCAUGACCCGGUUCACUGAUGACGGCGAUGCGUUCACUGUCACUCAGUUCCUCAGUUUCCUGUUUUCUAAAGAAAACUCUGUGUGGGAUGAGAGGUUCUGUGAGGUGACCCACAUGGACCUGGACCAGCCUCUGUCCGCCUACUGGAUUAACUCCUCCCACAACACAUAUCUGACUGGAGAUCAGCUGCGCAGUGAGUCGUCCACAGAGGCGUAUGUUCGCUGUCUGCGUCUGGGAUGUCGCUGUGUCGAACUGGACUGCUGGUCUGAGUCUGGGAGGACUGUCAUCUACCACGGCAGAACCAUAACCACUAGGAUCCAGUUUGAGGACGUGAUCGAGGCCAUCAACACACACGCUUUUGUCGCCUCAGAGUUCCCGCUGAUCCUGUCCAUAGAGGAACACUGUCCACUGGAGCAGCAGCGAGACAUGGCUCAUACACUCAGAGACGUGUUCGGAGACAAACUUCUGACGGAACCUUUGGAGGAGGAGGCGGAGCAUCUUCCAUCACCCAAUCAACUCAAAGGAAAGAUCAUCAUUAAGCAUAAAAAACUGAGUGUGGACCAGGGACCAACCAGAACUGAGUCCAGGGAGACAGAGAAACCUGGAGACCUGGACCUGUGGGACCCAGUGGACCAGGAGGAAGUGGAGCGGGCCCAGGACGUUGCCAUGGAGAUGUCAGAGCUGGUGGUGUACUGUCAGCCUCAGAAGGGGGACGGACGUUACUGCUUUGACAGGUACAGCUGCACAGAGGUCCGCUCCUUCAUGGAGAACAAAACACCUGGGAACACCAAAGGCUUCCUGCGCUACAACGGCACCGCUCUGAGUCGCAUCUUCCCCAAAAGCCAGCGGGUGGACUCCUCCAACUACGACCCCUGCCCUCUGUGGUCCAUGGGCUGUCACAUGGUGGCGCUAAACUUCCAGACUGCAGAUAAACCCAUGCAGCUCAACAGCGCCCUCUUCAGUCAGAGCGGAGGCACAGGGUAUGUGCUGCAGCCACACUUCAUUCGCUGCGGGGCUGACGCCGACUGUCAGCAGGAGAACAAACGCAUGAGGAUUGAAGUGAAGGUCAUAGCUGCACGACACCUGCCCAAACCUGGAAGUGACAUCAUCAGUCCAUUUGUACAGGUGGAGCUGUGUGGACACACAGAGGACAAAUUCAACACCAUCCUACACUGUGAUAAUGGUCUGAACCCGGUGUGGAAAGUCUCGGCUAAACCUCACGUCUUCACCGUCUCCCAACCUGAACUGACCUUCCUGCGCUUUGUGGUCUACACUGAGGACAUGUUCUCAGACCCACAGUUCCUGGCUCAGGCCACAUUCCCUGUCAAAGGCGUCCGCUCAGGGUUCCGCUCAGUCCGUCUUAAGAACGGGUUCAGUGAAGACUUAGAGUUAGCCUGUCUGUUAGUCUGCAUCAGCAAACAGACUGAGGAGGACUAACUUCUACUGAGGACCACUCCCACCGCUGUUCUUCAGCCAAUCGGUGGUCUUUAAAUUCUUCAGCUUUAGGAGCUGUCAGCGGUGUGUGAACGGUGUCACAUGUGCUUCAGCGUCGUCUGUUUUUGUCGAGUGCUGCUGUCUGUAGUGGAUGAAACCUGCUCCUGCUUCUUCUGAACCCAACACAGACCGUUUCAGCUGGACGCUUUUAGACCCACAUCAGGGGGACCUGGGUCACAGGGACCAGGUCUGCAUGCUCCUGUCUGUAGGAACCCUGCCUCUGGGCUCCGAACCUGUCCUGUACACCACCA